AGAAGGCUUAGUCUGGGGAUGGAGAGAUUAGCUUGGCUGUACCAUAUUCUCCAGCAUAUACGCAUCUUCACUUUGGAUAGAUGAGCUUUGAAUGAUUUCCUCUUAGGGGAAGGACUUGACGCAGCCGAAUUGCAACUUUCUUCUGCUUUGGUUGUGGCAUUGAUGUUCUGAGGAGGAGCCAUGGAGGAGUCGGUCCACAUCUGGAGCUUCACAGCAGCUGCGCUUUGUUUUUCCCUUCUGAAUUUGGUCUGCGCUUUGGUGAGUCCCUUCCAGCUUGUCUUCCUUGAUCACAGCUCAUACUUCUUUUAAGGGAAGUCACAAAAUGGUAGAGGGCUUGCCUUGCAGGCAGGCAGGUGCCUCAUUUAAUCCCUGGCAUCCCUAGGUAGGGCUGGAGGAGAUUCCCUGUCUGUAACCCUGCCCGUCAGUGUUGACACCAUGGAGCUACAUGGAUGCCAUGAUCUGACACAAAGCCCUUCCAGGUGGGUGUUUUAUUGCAUUAGUAUCAUUAGUGCACCCGUUGCAGAUUUAUUCCACUUUAGUUUGUUUUGCGGCGCUUCCCCUAUGCUACCACAUGAUCACUGCCCGGAGGGGAUAUAGCACAACGAAAGUAGGACAACAACUGACCGGAAGUGAAGCAGUGUGACAACCCCAAAACUUUUGCAUAUGCCAACAGCAUUGAAAGAGGGACCACCCCGAGUGGUUAUGUAAGCUUUCAGAAUACUUUGUUGUUGUUUAGUCGUUUAGUCAUGUCCGACUCUUCAUGACCCCAUGGACCAGAGCACGCCAGGCACUCCUGUCUUCCACUGCCUCCCGCAGUUUGGUCAAACUCAUGCUGGUAGCUUCGCGAACACUAUCCAACCAUCUCGUCCUCUGCUGUCCCCUUCUCCUUGUGCCCUCCAUCUUUCCCAACAUCAGGGUCUUUUCCAGGGAGUCUUCUCUUCUCAUGAGGUGGCCAAAGUAUUGGAGCCUCAGCUUCAGGAUCUGUCCUUCCAGCGAGCACUCAGGGCUGAUUUCCUUCAGAAUGGAUAGGGUUGAUCUUCUUGCAGUCCAUGGGACUCUCAAGAGUCUCUUCCAGCACCAUAAUUCAAAAGCAUCAAUUCUUCGGCGAUCAGCCUUCUUUAUGGUCCAGCUCUCACUUCCAUACAUUACUACUGGGGAAACCAUAGCUUUAACUAUACGGACCUUUGUUGGCAAGGUGAUAUCUCUGCUUUUUAAGAUGCUGUCUAGGUUUGUCAUUACUUUUCUCCCAAGAAGCAGGCGUCUUUUAAUUUCGUGGCUGUCACCAUCUGCAGUGAUCAUGGAGCCCAAGAAAGUAAAAUCUCUCACUGCCUCCAUUUCUUCCCCUUCUAUUUGCCAGGAGGUGACAACCCCAAAACUUUUGCAUAUGCCAACAGCAUUGAAAGAGGGACCACCCGGAGUGCUUAUGUAAGCUUUCAGAAUACUUAGAAUUAGCCAAACUGACAGACAUAAUAAGACAAAAACCAAAAAGUGAAGUAAAAAAAAGAAUGGGAGUGCCUAAAUGAAUACCUUAAAAGUCAAGGUUCGAGGAAAGAAAUCUGGCUGAGUCUGGAAUAACCUUGUGAAGUGAAAGGAUAAGAAAGAGGGAUAUAUAUCUAGAUGUUAGGAUAGAGAUGAUCAGGAAAACAGGAAAACACAAUGAGAGAUAAAGGAGGUGCUGUGGGAUUGGUGGAAGUCAAUGUUUGUUUUUCUUUUUAGUGUUUAUAUUAUUAACUUGUAAGAUAUGGAUUAGGUUUUUUUGUUUUUUGAAUGUUGAUUUUUGUGUUUUGUGUAUUGUUAUGUUUCGAUAUUUUUUGUGUUGUUGUUGCGUGGAAAAUACUAAUAAAAUUUACAUUAUAAAAAAAAUAUCAGAAAGAAAGAAAGAAAGAAAGAAAGAAAGAAAGAAAGAGGGACCACCCCGGUGGCAUAAUCACAAAUAUACAGUACAUGAAUUCACGACAAAAAAGAACGUCUGAAGGGGGAGAGCCUCCUGUGUUCCUCCUCUCAUGGCCUUAUGGCAAACAUUUGGCCCAAUGGCUAGGAACUUUUGCUGCAACCCUCCCCUCCCAGCAACUGAAAUGUGGUGACUUCUGUUCCCCCAGACUCAGACAGUAAGAGUUAGUCAGCGAGGUCUUUUGGUGGGGCAAAAUGGUGUCACAUUAAGACCAGGUUCUAAUCAUUGCUCAGUCCUGCUGUCUCUCGGAAAUCAGAACGACUUACAAAUAUAUAUGCGAGAAAGGAAGUUGGAGGGGAACAGAGAUGCAGUGAGGCUGUGUGCUCACCAUUCAUUAAAGCAUAUGCCCUGAGAAUCUUGGGAACCCUAGUUUACCAUUAGGUAAAGGUAAAGGGACCCCUGACCAUUAGGUCCAGUCGUGGCCGACUCUGGGCUCAUCUCGCUUUAUUGGCUGAGGGAACCGGCGUACAGCUUCCGGGUCAUGUGGCCGGCAUGACUAACCCGCUUCUGGCGAACCAGAGCAGCACACAGAAACGCCGUUUACCUUCCCGCCAGAGUGGUACCUAUUUAUCUACUUGCACUUUGAGGUGCUUUCGAACUGCUAGGUUGGCAGGAGCAGGGACCAAGCAAUGGGAGCUCACUCUGUCGCGGGGAUUUGAACCACCAACCUUCUGAUCGACAAGCCCUAGGCUCUGUGGUUUAACCCACAGUGCCACCCGUGUCCCAGUUUACCAUCAGCAGAGCUAUAAUUCCCAGAACCUUUAACAAACUACACUUCCCAAUAUUCUUUUUUGGGUGUGUGUGGAAUGUGCUUUAAAUUCAUUGUGUGUAUUCAGGCUUCGUUAGGGUCCGGAUUUAUAUGAUGAUGUAUAUUACUUCUAACCAGUGCUUUUCCCCCCGGAGGGACGCAGGAGUACACAUACCCCUAAAAUUUUUGCAAAUCUUUGUACUUUUGUUCAUUUACUAUAUUUAUUUUCCCUAAUUUGAACUAUAAAAUGGUGGUUUCCUUAAGUCAAAAUGAGAGUACCCCUAAACAAUGUGUAUAUAUAUAUAUAUAUAUAUAUAUAUAUAUAUAUAUAUAUGGGAAAGCACUGGUUGUAACUGUUAAUUUAAUUUAAUUUAGAUGAUGGUGUACGUUACUUCUAAAUGUUGUAAGCUAUCCCUGUUGCAUUGGGGAGGUGGGCUCCUGCCUGUUUUGCUGAGUGCGGCCCUGGGCUUCUGCCCCAAACUUCCACCCUGAUGGCAACAGAGCGGGAAAGGUAUCAUCUGCAGGCUAUGCUGGCAGACUUGAACACAAAGCAAACUAUGUUUGGUUACAUCAGUUCCCAACCAAUUCCAUGUUUCUGGUCUGCAGAGCUGUUGCUUGCUAACUUUAGCACGGUGCUGUCAAAAGCUGAACGAGACAAAAGACGUCUUGUUCUUGGCUGAGUUAGGCUGCGGUGUGUGGCACUGCAGCCCAAAUCAGAGAAGACGAAUGACGGCUUGUUAACAGGGUGACGGGUGUAACAGGAUGGUGAAGGAAUCCUCAAGGUCUGCACAAAAAAUAUUUCAGAGGUUCAAAGGGGAUCUCUCUUUCAACCUUAUGAAGCAAUGCAGAACUCUCUCAUACGCCUUCUUCCAGCCCAGCUUUUCCGGGCAGCACAAUUAUACCUCUCUGUAACUGUUUUGUUGUUGUUUAGUCGUUUAGUCGUGUCCGACUCUUCAUGACCCCAUGGACCAGAGCACGCCAGGCACUUCUGUCUUCCACUGCCUCCCACAGUUUAGUCAAACUCAUGCUGGUAGCUUCGAGAACACUGUCCAACCAUCUCGUCCUCUGUCCUUCCCUUCUCCUUGUGCCCUCCAUCUUUCCCAACAUCAGGGUCUUUUCCAGGGAGUCUUCUCUUCUCAUGAGGUGGCCAAAGUAUUGGAGCCUCAGCUUCAGGAUCUGUCCUUCCAGUGAGCACUCAGGGCUGAUUUCCUUCAGAAUGGAUAGGUUUGAUCUUCUUGCAGUCCAUGGGACUCUCAAGAGUCUCCUCCAGCACCAUAAUUCAAAAGCAUCAAUUCUUCGGCGAUCAGCCUUCUUUAUGGUCCAGCUCUCACUUCCAUACAUCACUACUGGGAAAACCAUAGCUUUAACUAUACGGACCUUUGUCGGCAAGGUGACGUCUCUGCUUUUUAAGAUGCUGUCUAGGUUUGUCAUUGCUUUUCUCCCAAGAAGCAGGUGUCUUUUAAUUUCGUGGCUGCUGUUAGUUUUAACAAUUCUGCGUUGCUGCAUCAGAAACUCUCACAGCCAUUUCAACGACCGCUUCCCAAAUAACAAAACCAAACUCUAAGAUUACAAAUUCCCCAAAAUACCAUAUGUGUACUCUCCACACCUCCAGCUGAAGCCGGACUUUAGAGACGAAAAGUUGACAGCAAUCUCAAAAUGGGCUCUAGCUCAGACUUUGCAGAGCCUCGAAUGGGAAUGAACACCUGGACUGCACAUGUACCUUUGCUGCAAGACAGCCUUCCUCAACUUGGGGCCCAGCUGUGCUGACUGGGGUUGAUGGGAGUUGUGGUCUAAAACAUCUGGAUUGGUGGGGGGGGAAGGUUGACGAAAGUUGCUUAAUUCUGUGGAUGGGAGGAUGCUCUCAGUCAUUCUGGUAGAGCUGAGAAAUAAUGGGAAAUUUGUGGAAGAAAAAGAAGAAGAGUUUGGAUUUGAUAUCCCACCUUUCACUCCCCUUCAGGAGUCUCAAAGCGGCUAACAUUCUCCUUUCCCUUCCACCCCACAACAAACACUCUGUGAGGUGAGUGGGGCUGAGAGACUUCAAAGAAGUGUGACUGGCCCAAGGUCACCCAGCAGCUGCAUGUGGAGGAGCGGAGACGCAAACCCGGUUCCCCAGAUUAUGAGACUACCGCUCUUAACCACUACACCACACUGGCUCUAUACCAGUGCUGAUAUAGGUCCACAAAGACAAUGAUUUUGCCAUCCGAUGAUACGGUCUUGCAAGAUGGACACGAGACUUGAAGACGACGAGGACACCCCAGACACACAGUGAACUCUGAAAAGACCUGUUAGGAUGAAAAGACAAUUGUCAGUCAACAAGUUGUAGGCAACUUUCCACUGCUGUGACUCUCUUUUCUUUUUUUAAUUGUUAAUAUUUAACUUGCUUUUUUUGUAAAUACCUUAAAUAAAAUGCUACUUUUUUGAGAAAAAAAAAGACAAUUUAAUAUAAAUGAGAGCUCAAAGAGGAAGGUGUGACUUUAAAGAAGGCAGCUGUUUUAUCCCCACCUUGACAUCACACUUGUGUUUUUUGUCCCAGUGCGACAUUUUGAUCAAUUACAAGAUGUUGAAAAGGCCCAGCCUCUUAUUUUAUGACACAGAUUUUGAUCAGUUCAGAUGUGGAAAGCCCAGCAUAUAUUCAUUUAUGGGGUUUUUUAAUCGUUUUCUGAUUCUAAAGGUUUGGCUGUGUUGCCUUGAUUCCAUCUCCUCUUUUAACACCUGGGGCUAUAGCAGGUCCUUGUUGUUGCUGCUGCUGUCUCUCCCUGUGUUUGUAGCAGCUCUGGAAAUUUCAUUAUUGAUAAGGUCCUUAUCGGCCUUCUCAAAAUGUCCUGUGCAGAUGAGUGAUUUAAUUGUGGCAGUCACAUUUGGGCCUGCUUUCAUUGUCUCUAGCCGCCCACUUUUUAUGUGGCACGGCUUCUCCAUUUCCUGGCAAUAUUGCAAAGGAAAUGAACCGGUCCGUGGCAAAUAUGAAACAAUCUCAUAGCCCCUCGUCAUAGCUUUUAAUACAUCCAUGUAUCCCAGGAUGAUCCAUUAAGGGUUUGCCACUAAUGGUCCAGCUCUGCUUUGACAUUUCCUCUCGCUUCCCUCUCCCAUUGCAUACCUGUUUCUUCCAACACAUUUCUCCUUGUAUUUUCUUACUUUUUAAAAAGUUUAUUUGUUUAUAUUCUUCUAAGUUGAUGGGACACCUGGACUCCCAUCCUAAUUCUGGGCUGCAAGACAGUGAAUUUAGCAUGCUAAAAUGUUCAAGUCAUUAAAAAAAAAAAAAAGCCAGGAGGCUGGCUUCCUGAUGAAGUAAUCGCUUGAAGAGAUGGACCAUUAAGAGAGCAAAAAGGCAGGGCGAUGGCCCAUCCUGGAAGCCAUCAACAAGGAAAACACUCUCUGCCAGACCACAGAGGGGUAGCAACCCAGCCCUGGGCAAAAGACAAUACAGAAGGGAGGAGAGUCAGAAUCACAGUGGGCUGGCGUAAGCAAGAGGAGAAAUAGAUGCGUUAGGGGAAAGCAAUUUGCAAGCUGGAGAAAAAGCGGUCAUAGCUCAACAUGGGCUGAUAGUUUGAAUCUAACAUGGCAGCCAUGGGAGAGACGAGACCCUCCUGGAGUGCCCCCCCCAGUGCCCCCCUAGGCUCAGGUUGUAAAGGUAAAGGGACCCCUGACCAUUAGUUCUAGUCGCGGAUGACUCUGGGGUUGCGGCGCUCAUCUCGCUUUACUGGCUGAGAGAGCUAGCGUACAGCUUCCGGGUCAUGUGGCCAGCAUGACUAAGCCGCUUCUGGCGAACCAGAGCAGCGCACGGAACGCUGUUUACCUUCCCGCCGGAGCAGUACCUAUUUAUCUACUCGCACUUGACAUGCUUUCGAACUGCUAGGUUGGCAGGAGCUGGGACAGAGCAACAAGAGCUCACCCCGUCGUGGGGAUUCGAACUGCCGACCUUCUGAUUGACAAGUCUUAGGCUCUGUGGUUUAACCCACAGCGCCACCCGUUUCAGGUUGUAUAUAUGUGUAAAUGGGACGCGGGUGGUGCUGUGGUCUAAACCACUGAGCCCCUUUGGCUUGCAGAUCAGGUUGGUGGUUCAAAUCCGAAUACAUAAAAUAUUUACAUAUUUUAUCCUUCGAAAUGCGCCUUUCUCCAAAUUUUGCACACCCAAUAUAAAAACGCAUAUAUAGAUGGGAAUAACAUACAAAACCAUAUUACAUUUGUGGAAUUCCCUUGCAGAAAUGCAUAUAUUAGACCAAAUUGUGUACAAAAAUGCACAUUAUAUAUAUAUAUAUAUAUAUAUAUAUAUAUGGAUAAAUCUGCAUAAAAAUGAACAUGCAUUUUAAAAAAAAAGAUUGGAAAGGGGGCAAGCUGGAUUUAAGUUGCGUAAGAAUAGGAAACUAAAAGAAACCAAUAAUGUCGGAUUUGGUCAUCCCUAGCCCCAGCCAAGUCAGUGGGAGAGGCGUUGCUGCCACAUUCCUGUCUCUGAUGUUGCCUGGUGCUGGAGGAUCCAAACGGCAUGUGGUCCCAGGUGAGCCAAUGGACCUCCCAGCCUCAUCUCUCCCUUCUUCAUUUGUUUGGCAGGUGGACACCGAUGAUGUUCUAACCAAAGAAGAACAGAUUUACUUGCUGAACGAAGCUAAAGAAAAAUGUCACCAGCAGAUAAAUACCCAGAAGGAAACAGUCCAAGGUACCUGCUUUUUCUGCAUUUCUAACUUUUGGUGCUGGGGCCCCAAGUGCAUAAAAACAUUUUUAAAAAUGGUUGAGUCAUAUUAUUGACAUCGGACAUCAAAGGAAAGCAUGGCACUUGUUAAAUGUUGCCUCCUAAAGGAGGAAGAAAGUCAGACUGGAUCACUGGGGAUGCCUGUUUUUUUUGUUUUUUUUAAUUACUCCUUAUCAUACCAAUAACCUUAGCUUUGUUGUUGUUGUUUAGUCGUUUAGUCGUGUCCAACUCUUCGUGAACCCAUGGACCAGAGCACGCCAGGCACUCCUGUCUUCCACUGCCUCCCGCAGUUUGGUCAAACUCAUGCUGGUAGCUUCGAGAACACUGUCCAACCAUCUCGUCCUCUGUCGUCCCCUUCUCCUUGUGCCCUCCAUCUUUCCCAACAUCAGGGUCUUUUCCAGGGAGUCUUCUUCUCAUGAGGUGGCCAAAGUAUUGGAGCCUCAGCUUCAGGAUCUGUCCUUCCAGUGAGCACUCAGGGCUGAUUUUCUUAAGAAUAGAUAGGUUUGAUCUUCUUGCAGUCCAUGGGACUCUCAAGAGUCUCCUCCAGCACCAUAAUUCAAAAGCAUCAAUUCUUCAGCCUUCUUUAUGGUCCAGCCCUCACUUCCAUACAUCACUACCGGGAAAACCAUGGCUUUAACUAUACGGACCUUUGUUGGCAAGGUGAUGUCUCUGCUUUUUAAGAUGCUGUCUAGGUUUGCCAUCGCCUUUCUCCCAAGGAGCAGGCGUCUUUUAAUUUCGUGACUGCUGUCACCAUCUGCAGUGAUCAUGGAGCCCAAGAAAGUAAAAUCUCUCACUGCCUCCAUUUCUUCCCCUUCUAUUUGCCAGGAGGUGAUGGGCCCAGUGGCCAUGAUCUUCGUUUUUUUGAUGUUGAGCUUCAGACCAUUUUUGCGCUCUCCUCUUUCACCCUCCUCACUUUCUGCCAUCAAGGUUGUGUCAUCUGCAUAUCUGAGGUUGUUGAUAUUUCUUCCGGCGAUCUUAAUUCCGGCUUGGGAUUCAUCCAGCCCAGCCUUUCGCAUGAUGUAACCUUAGCUUACUAUGAUAUUAUGUCCAGACCCACAAACUGUGUGCCACAGUAAAUAAAUAAAAUGAGGUUUUAGGAUUUGGUUGCAAGAUGUGUGGGUCAGCAACCUUGCUGAAAUGAAGCAGAUCUAGGUGUGGAUUGGAGACAUCUUGUGAAUCUCACGUGCACCACUUUGUAUUUCAUAAUGAAACAUAUUGGCCUGUCUAGUUUAUUAUUGUCCACACUGGCUGGCCUCAGACACAGAGCUUCAUAAAGAGUCUUUCUCAGCCUAGACUGGAGAAACCGAGGAUUGAUACAUGGAUCCUGCUGCCUGCAAAGGCCCUUCUCCUAAGCUGCCGUCCUUCCUAAACUCUGGAAGAAAGGUGGAGAAGAAACACAACAUAAUAAAUAAAAUAAUGUAAAAGCUGUUGUCAACCCAAAUGACCUCUUAGCAGAAUAGAAAAUUACCCAUCGCAUCUUCAAGCGAGUCACUGGGUGGCUGGUCUUUGCUUCCUUCCAAUCAGCCUUCUAUUGACAGCAGAAACGCUGUUUGAGUUGACCUGUGUCCCCUUCAAAAGUGUGGCACUCAGAGUCUGAUCACAGGGCCGGCCCUAUCAUUGGGGAGAGUGAGAUGACUGGUUUUGGGUGCCGGGAAAGGGCAGCAAUAGUUAGCUGAUUUGGUGUGUCAUGAAAGAGGAGCGGUGGUUAUUUAUUUAACUUAUUAUUGCUUUAUCUAUUCACAUUUGUCAGAGUUGAAAAUCUCUGUUCGCUAACUGGAGAUGUAAUGAGACUGAGGGUAUGUUCUAUCAUAUGUAGUAGACCUGUAAAAGUGCAAAAGAGUAUUGGGAAAUACUUUAUAAUAAACUGAAAAAAAAUGUUUAAAAAUACUUCCCCCCCAAAAAAACCAGAGUCCUUUUUGUUGGGGAGAACGCAAGCGGAAAUUCCCAGAUGUCAAAAAGGCUAUUUAUGUAUGCCACCACUGCAGCCCGUGUUUUGUUAGCCCAAAAAUGGAAAAUGAGAGGCAACUUAAACUGAUGGAAUAUGCGCAGCUUGCGGACCUAACAUAUAUAGAUAAGAGAACAAGAAGAACAUACAUUUAAAGAAGAUUGGAAAAUGUUUAUUGAAUAUGUGGAGGAAAAUUGUGUAUAUCUGAAAACAUGGGCACCGUUAAGAAAAAUUCAACAGUGUAAAUAAGUUUUGAUGGAUGUUAUAAUGGAAUACUGAUUGGUUUAGUUUAUCUAAAAUAUGCAGGGAUUUAUGUUGUGCAAAAUGAACCGUGGAAAGAGAGGAAGGGAAGUCACUGAUAUUUUAAGAUUGUUUAAGUGAAUAUUCUAAAAUGUAAAACAGAAAUUUAAUAGAAAUAAUAAUAAUAAAAAGAAAAUCCCUGUUCACAACAAUUUGUUGUGGAGAGCUGUAGAAGAAUAGCCAAUGCUCUUGAAUAUCUAUCCAUCUUCUGCAAAUAAAUAAAUAAAUAAAUAUUUAGAUACUAUGCUAUACUACACUGAAAUGUUUACGUGCUUCUUUGAUUUUGCUUGAGUCUUCCUGCUACGCUUGCCAUCCUCUCCUGCCACACCCUUUGAGAUCCACUGACUUAACCCAAGGAUGAAGGUUGCUCUCCUCUGCCCCCCUCAACGCUAUCAUGCAAAGUUGUGAUUAAUGUGCCAUUUCCUCGUUAGAUGGCAACUGUUUGCCUGAGUGGGAUGGGAUUAUUUGCUGGCCCGAAAGCCUCCCCAGCAAAAAGGUGGCCGUCCGAUGCCCUGACUACGUCUAUGACUUCAACCAUCAAGGUAUGUACGUUUUCUCGGCCUUCACAGAAAGCUUCAGGUCUUUUGGUUGUUUAGGGCUGAAGCAGAUGCUAAAAUGCCUCUUUGCCAUUUAACAUGCUGGUUGUUGUUGUUGUGUGUGUGUGUGUUUAAAUAUUUUUUAUUAAACAAUUCCAACAUAACAAAUUGUCAAUCCAUAUAAUCACAUACAUUAUUCCCCCCCCCCUUUUCCCCACUCCCCUUUAAUCUUCCCCCCAGGACUUCCCUCAGCUCCUCUCUCUGAUUUCUUAAGGAAAUUGUCUAAAAAAUCUCUAAAAAGACAACAAAAUGAACUGGUCUCCUUGGCAGGUUUUGAAUAAACAUGCACAAAUUUAUUGGUUGAUUACAUGAUAGAUAAGGCAAGGGUAUGUAUAAUUUUAUAACAUGCAGAGAAUAAUGUGUGUGUGUGUGUGUGUGUGUGUGUUUAAUGCAAACAGAACCAGAUUUUUGGCAGGGAGGAUGUCUCUUAAUGACUGUGAUUGCAGGAAGGGUGGAGGAGCAUUUAAUACUGAGGAAAAUCCCUGAGGAAAAUCCCUCCUCAAGAAGGUGUUGUUUGCUUUUGGAGAAAAUCUUCUCGCCCUCCUCCCAUCGGGUGCCAGUGAAGGAUUCUGCUCCCAGCAAAUACCAUCUUUCCUCAGGACCUCAGCAGGGGAACAAAAGGUUAUAUUCCCCCUCCCCGCCUGCUGCAAUCUUGAUAAUAAUCAGCCCAUCUCCAGCUGAUGUUAUUUGCAUUAUUUAAAAACAACACAUCCGGUCAAGUUUGGCCCAUAGCAGCAGGAGGCUGGUAAACAGGCCAGAUCCUUCUUAAGAACCAUUAGGAAAUAAUAACAAUUUAACUGGUUUUAGGAGAUGAUGUUUUGGAGUGUGUGGAGGUUCGUCUUGCUUGUUGAGAAGUCAGGGUGACCGUUCCUUCUUUUUUAAAAAAAGGAGAUACCUUGCAAGAAAGUCAUUGCUUGGAGGCCUUCCACUCUGUCUUCCAUGAACAUGGUUUUGACAGUGGGUCCGUAAGUGACCGUGGAGGCCAAUUCUGGAUCCACACGUCCUUCCUCAGUGGGGACAUAGGUUUUCAUGCGGGAGUUGAUCGCGGUGAGGGUUUGCCAAGCGUGCCUUCCUCUUUGCACGUUUCUCCCUUGCGUCCUGAGUUUAAGCGUCUUCAAAGCCCACGACACCUUUGGUAAAGGCUGUUCUCCAACUGGAGCGCUUGCAGGCCAGUGUUUCCCAAUUGCCGGUGUUUAUACAGUGGUACCUCGGAUUAAGUACUUAAUUCGUUCCGGAGGUCCGUUCUUAACCUGAAAUUGUUCUUAACCUGAAGCACCACUUUAACUAAUGGGGUUUCCUGCUGCGCCGCCGGAGCACAAUUUCUGUUCUCAUCCUGAAGCAAAGUUCUUAACCCGAGGUAAUAUUUCUGGGUUAGCGGAGUCUGUAACCUGAAGCGUAUGUAACCCGAGGUACCACUGUACUACAUUUUUAAAGAUUUGCCUUGAGAGAGUCUUUAAACCUCUUUUUGCUGAUCACCAGCAUUACGCUUUCCAUUUUUAAGUUCGGAAUAGAGCAGUACACUCUACACUUGCUCAGAAGCAGUUUUUUGUUUUGUUUAAUUUAUAAUAAUUUCUAAACCACAUAAUCAUAGAAUUGUAGAAUUGGAAGGGACCCCGAGGGUCAUCUAGUUCAAAUCCCUGCAAUGCAAAUACAGUGGUACCUCGGGUUAAGUACUUAAUUCGUUCUGGAGGUCCGUUCUUAACCUGAAACUGUUCUUAACCUGAAGCACCACUUUAGCUAAUGGGGCCUCCUGCUGCUGCCGCGCCGCUGGAGCACAAUUUCUGUUCUCAUCCCGAAGCAAAGUUCUUAACCCGAGGUAAUAUUUCUGGGUUAGCAGAGUCUGUAACCUGAAGCGUAUGUAACCCGAGGUACCACUGUAAACAAAAGCCCCUAGGCGGUUUAUUUCCUCUGGGGCCUCUGGCCUUUUAAAAAAUGUGCAACUGUUCAGCCUUGCUGGCAUCUUCCCCUUCACACGUUCCGCUCCAUCUCAUUGGACGCUCUGCCUGUCCUUUAUUUCAGGUCAUGCCUACAGGCGCUGUGAUGUUUACGGGAACUGGGAACUGGUGCCCAACAUGAACAAGACUUGGGCCAAUUACACAGAAUGCGCCAUAUUCUUUGCCCCGGAACGGCAGAAUCAAGAAAAGGUUUAAUUCCUAAGCAGGGGGGAAAGGGUAUCGGGAGGACACAGAGGCUUGUGGAAUUGGGUACCACAGGCAGGAUUUGAAGGACAGGGAAGGGAAGGGAGGAAUCUAUUGAGAUUGGAAUUUCUCAUAAAAAUUGUGCCAUAAAGCAGGGGUGAUGAAUCUGUGGCCUGGCAGGUGUUGAACUCCCAUUAUUCCUGACCAGUAGCUACGCUGGUUGGCAAUGAUGGGAGUUGAGGUCCAACAACACUGAUUUCAGAACUAGAUGGGAUCCUUUCCGGCUCUGUUGUUGUUUAGUCGUUUAGUCGUGUCCGACUCUUCGUAACCCCAUGGACCAGAGCACGCCAGGCACUCUUGUCUUCCACUGCCUCCCGCAGUUUGGUCAAACUCAUGCUGGUAGCUUCGAGAACACUGUCCAACCAUCUCGUUCUCUGUCGUCCCCUUCUCCUUGUGCCCUCCAUCUUUCCCACCAUCAGGGUCUUUUCCAGGGAGCCUUCUCUUCUCAUGAGGGGGCCAAAGUAUUGGAGUCUCAGCUUCAGGAUCUGUCCUUCCUGUGAGCACUCAGGGCUGAUUUCCUUCAGAAUGGAGAGGUUUGCUCUUCUUGCAGUCCAUGGGACUCUCAAGAGUCUCCUCCAGCACCAUAAUUCAAAAGCUCUACAGCUCUGUAAUUUUAACAUCCGGACAGCCACAGGUUCUCCAUCCUUUCCGUAAAGGCUGACAAGGGAUGAGCAUAUGGAAAUCAAAUUGCAGAAGGAAAUGAGGAUAUUUGGCCGGGGGGGGGGGGGCGGAACGGACUGAGGGAAGAUAAUCUGAUCAUUUCCAAAGAUUUAAAAAUAACCUCCCCAAAGGUGGUAGGGGUGGGAUGCAAUUGCUCACCCCAUUUCCUAUAUUAUCUGAUAAUUACACAUCUGAAAUGUUAUAAUUAUCUACCGCAAGCAGAGAAGUAGCGUGUGUACUUUGAAAUAUCAAUCAACAAAGCAAAUCAGUGUUGCUCACCAUAAUUGUAGUCAACGUAAUGAAACAAAUAUUGGAGAAAAAGAGAGACAGAGUGGCCAGACUGUUGUUUGGUUCCUAAGCCAUUAAAGCAGGUGUCAACAAACUUUUUCAGCAGGGGGUCGGUCCACUGUCCCUCAGACCUUGUGGGGGGCCGGACUAUUUUUUUGGGGGGGGAAAUGAACGAAUUCCUAUGCCCCACAAAUAACCCAGAGAUGCAUUUUAAAUAAAAGCACACAUUCUACUAAUGUAAAAACACUAGGCAGGCCCCACAAAUAACCCAGAAAUGCAUUUUAAAUAAAAGGACACAUUCUACUCAUGUAAAAACACGCUGAUUCCCGGAUCGUCUGCGGGUCGGAUUGAGAAGGCGAUUGGGCCGCGUCUGGCCCCCGGGCCUUAGUUUGCCUACCCAUGCAUUAAAGGUUCAGGCUAGCACUUUGAAACUUACUGGGAGCCAGCGAAGCUGUCGCCCCUUGCCCAGUCCCUCUUUGCAAUCUGGCCACAAAGCCAGGGGCGAGUUGCAGUUUUUGAACUGUCUUCAACGGCAGCCCCAUGCAAAUUUGCCACUGCUUUAAGAGCAUACCUUCAACAAGGUACCAGCAACUGGGGAACAUAAUUAGGUGGCAGAACUGUCUUCUUCAGAAAGUUGCACAAGAAAACUCCAACAGCUGGAGGAUAUUCUAUUUUGGAAAAGGGAAAGUGCUUUAGAUGGGGGUUCUUGACGUGGCGGAGCAAGUUGUGACAAUGGCUGUGCAGUCCUUCUGUGCUGGAAUGCCUCUCUUUUCCUCACGCAGGAAGUGUUUGACAGGCUGCGCAUCAUCUACACCGUUGGCUACUCCAUCUCCCUUGCCUCCCUUGUGGUCGCCAUGUGCAUCCUUUGCUACUUCAAGUAAGGAGGGCAGUUCUUAUUGAUUCAAUGCCCCAUCCCACCCCCUGAACUCUAACCCAUGACCUUAUUCUACAGUGGUACCUCGGGUUAAGAACUUAAUUCGUUCCGGAGGUCCGUUUUUAACCUGAAACUGUUCUUAACCUGAGCUGCCACUUUAGCUAAUGGGGCCUCCCACUGCUACUGCCACCGCAGUGCGAUUUCUGUUCUAAUCCUGAAGCAAAGUUCUUAACCCGAGGUACUAUUUCUGGGUUAGCAGAGUCUGUAACCUGAAGCAUCUGUAACCUGAGGUACCACUGUACUAAUCAUGGCCAGCAAAACUAAGAGAAAAACUAUCUUGGUUUGGUUUCCUAUGUGUGGUGGGGUAGACUUGGCUUGGGGCGGGGCCUGACAGGCUCCAUAAAGGACUGCUGCUGGGCUGAGAGGGCUCCGUUUUUGUUUCUUAAAUUGCUUUUAUUUUUUAUCUAUGUAAUUUUAAAUUGUGAUUGAUAUUGUAUUCUUAGUUUCAGAUUUUAUGAUUUAUGUGGAAAUUGUUUUCCAUUUGGUUGUGUACUUUCUGAUGAGCUUUAUUUAUUGCUUAUGACUUUUGUUAUGUUGGUAAUUAUGUAAAUCAUGUCAUGCUGUAAGCUGCCUUGAGCAUUGUUUUAACUAUGGAAAGGCGGCGUACAAAUAAAAUGAUAAUGAUGAUGAAUUUGCUUACAGAACCUCAGGUAAGUACAGGUGGUGGCAAGAUAGUUCUGUUCUCCCAAGGCAAAUAAUAAUAAUAAUAAUAAUAAUAAUAAUAAUAAUAAUAGCUUUUUCUGGGGGGAAGCAGGGGUAUGCAUACCCCUAAACAUUUUGUGAAUCUUUGUACUUUUGUACAUGUGCUGUAUUUAUUUCCCCCGGUUUGAACUAUAAAAUGGUCAUUUUCUUGAGUCAAAAUGAGAGUACCCCUAAAUAUUUUUUUUUAAAAUAACAACACUUAUCAUCAUUAUCAUUCUUAAUUUAUAUACCACCCUUCAUCAUAAGAUCUCAGGGUGGUCACAGAAUAAAAUAGAAGAUAAAAACACAAGUAAAAACAGCAAAACAAUAACCCUCCCUUCCCACAGUUACAUUUAAAAGCCUGUAGAAUAUUAAUCCGCCAAAGGCCUGAUUGAAGAGGAAUGUUUUUGCCUGGCGCCUUCUCAAUAGAAGGUUGCUGUUGUUGUUUAGUCGUUUAGUCGUGUCCGACUCUUCGUGACCUCAUGAACCAGAGCACACCAGGCACUCCUGUCUUCCACUGCCUCCCGCAGUUUAGUCAAACUCAUGCUGGUAGCUUUGAGAACACUGUCCAACCAUCUCAUCCUCUGUCCUCCCCUUCUCCUUGUGCCCUCCAUCUUUCCCAACAUCAGGGUCUUUUCCAGGGAGUCUUCUCUUCUCAUGAGGUGGCCAAAGUACUGGAGCCUCAGCUUCACGAUCUGUCCUUCCAGUGAGCACUCAGGGCUGAUUUCCUUCAGAAUGGAUAGGUUUGAUCUUCUUGCAGUCCAUGGGACUCUCAAGAGUCUCCUCCAGCACCACAAUAGAAGGUGGAAUCAUGUAAUAAUAAGGAGCACAGCUGCUCAUUAUUUUGGUUAUCUCAUACUAUUUUCUCCCGGCAGUGUCGUUUGGUGUUUAGAGUUCCAGACUAAGAAUGGGGAGAGACCCAGGUUCAAAACCCUUCUCAGCCAUAGAUUGGGGUGUGUGAUGGGGGCCAAUCACACCCUCUUUCUCAGCCUAGCCUACUUCACAGUCAUUGCUGGGAUAAAAGGAUGGUGUGGAAAAUACGCAUGGUACCUUGGAAGAGUGGGCAGGAUUAAGACAUAACAUAUAAAUAAAUUGAAACCCUCCGCUUAUUAAUGUGUCUUUAAGGCGGCUUCACUGCACCCGAAAUUACAUCCACCUCCAUCUCUUUGCCUCCUUCGUCUGCCGAGCUGUGAGCAUCUUUGUGAAGGAUCUCGUGCUGUACUCGACCUUGCGACUUGAGGGGCUGCAAAAAACACAGGACAGUGACUGGGAUGCUGAAGAUCUGAGCCUUGCCUUGGGAUCCAGGACCCAGCUAGUAAGUCCCUAGUGUUUAGGUUUUGUUUCCCUCUUCUCGGUGUCUAUUAAGAAGUGCGAUGUGUGCCUUGGCUUAAAAUCUUCCUGGAAGUUUUAGGGAACAAGGAUACAGAUUUCAGAACAGUCAGCUCAAGAUGGUUUCCACACACACACACACACACACACACACACACACACACAUAUAUAUAUAUAUAUAUCCUGCCAACCUAGCAGUUUGAAAGCACAGCAAAGUGCAAGUAGAUAAAUAGGUACCACUCCGGCGGGAAGGUAAACGGCGUUUCCAUGCGCUGCUCUGGUUCGCCAGAAGUGGCUUAGUCAUGCUGGCCACAUGACCCGGAAGCUGUACGUCGGCUCCCUCGGCCAAUAAAGCGAGAUGAGCGCCGCAACCCCAGAGUCGGCCACGACUGGACCUAAUGGUCAGGGGUCCCUUUACCUUUAUAUAUAUAUAUAUUUUUCUUAUACAAUGUUUUGGACUUCCAUCAACCACAGCUGGAGAUUUUUCAAUCUUUAUCACUUUAUCUACAUUUCAUUAAUUUCCUUAUUACUUUUAAUAAUCCUUAACCAAUAAUUCUCUUCUCAAAUCUUCUCUGCAAUAUUUCACAUAAUCCUCUUUGCAAAACUUCUUGCAAUCCUACUAGCGUAAUCUGUUUAUUACAAUUGAUUUUCAAAUAGUUCAAAUAUUUACUCCAGUCCUCUGAGAAUCUCUGGUCCUGCAGGUUUCAAAUCCUUCCUGUCAUCUUAUCUAAUGGUUUCCUAAUCAAAAAUAAUAAUUAAAAAACCCAGCAUUUUAAAUUAAUCAGCAUUCCAGUUCUGAAAGAAAGAAAAAGUGAGAUGGUGAUCUCUUGGACUUGAAUGCUGUUAAUCUGCCUGUUCCUCCUAUUAACCUCUAGUUAAGCAGCAGGAACAACAACUAUUAACCAAAAAACCUUGCAAAAUAUUUGAGUGUAACCAGUGGGGGUUGUCCAAAACUUGGUCCUAAGAAGAAAAAAGAUAUGAUACCUUUUUAUCAAUGGAUUGACAAUAUGACAAACAUUCACAACUUAUGAACGGACUGCUUACAGGCGCAGACUUUGCUUGGAUAACUACGAUAACAUUUGGAAUGAGUUUCUACAGAAUGCUGCAGGCUAUUAACUACAUAAGUAUUAGGAUAAUAACACUGUAUUGAUUUAUAUAAGAAUGUACGGAAGUAUCUUAGAUUGCAUUUUUAUAUAUGGGUUUUCCUUUCUUAUAAUCACCUUCGGUUUUUUAUUCAUUUUUUCUUCCGUUUUUUCUGUAUCGCUUUAUUUCUUUACAAUUGAAAUUAUUUCAGUAAAAUACACCAAAGAAACACAAAAUACUUUUUAUUGGUCCUAACAACUACCACCACCAAAAAGGAUGUUUGCUUCUCCGUUCUUUCAGGCAGGCUGCAAGGUAGCUGUGACCAUCUUCCUCUAUUUCUUGGCUACAAAUCACUACUGGAUCUUGGUGGAAGGUCUCUAUCUCCACAGCUUGAUCUUCAUGGCUUUCCUCUCAAACAAAAGCUACUUGUGGGCUCUUACACUCAUCGGGUGGGGUAAGCACAGUCCAGUUCAGUCUCUCAGCUCCUGCUCUGACUAUGAACCUACACAGGGAAGCUCAAACAGGGCAAGUGAAGGUCACAAGAGGUUGCCCCUGUAUUCCCCAGAGUGGCUGGGGAAACCCAGCCAGAUGGGCAGGGUAUAAAUAAUAAAUUAUUAUUAUUUGAAAGGUCUCUCUCACCUCCUGUAACCACAGCUCUCUUUGACGAUGCGUUUCCCUUCCUACCACCCAUCAUGUGGCACAGAGGACGCGGGUGGCGCUGUGGUCUAAACCACUGAGCCUCUUGGGCUUGCCGAUCAGAAGUUCGGCAGUUCAAAUCCCUGUGACAGAGUGAGCUCCUGUUGCUCUGUCCCUGCUCCUGCAAACCUAGCAGUUUGAAAGCAUGCCAGUGCAAGUAGAUAAAUAGGUACUGCUGAGGCGGGAAGGUAAACGGCGUUUCUGUGUGCUCUGGUUUCUGUCACGAUCUCCCGUUGUGCCAGAAGCGGUUUAGUCAUGCGGGCCACGUGACCCGGAAAGCUGUCUGUGGACAAACGCCGGCUCCCUCGGCUGGAAAGUGAGAUGAGCGCUGCAACCCCAUUGUCGCCUUUGACUGGACUUAACAGUCCAGGGGUCCUUUAGCACAGAGGGUGAGGUACGGUGGCCCAAUGGAUAGGCCCCCUGCACCAUUCAUAGUUGUGUAGAAGUGGGAACUUGUAUGGCACAUACAAAGUCAGUGAAUACUAGAGUAGCAAGCAUGGAGCCCUCCUGAUGUUGUUGAACUCCAGUUCCCAUCAGCCUUGCCAGCCAGCAAGGGCAUUGGUCAGGGAUGACAUCACAAGACUGGUUUGAUGCAAAGGAACGGUGGGAGGAUCUAGCUGGGGAAGAAGGGAAGAAGGUUCAGAGCCACGGGAGUGGUGGUGGGACAAUGAUGGGUAGUCACAGGGAGAAUACUGGGAAGAGGAGGUGUCGGAAGCUGAAGAGGUCACAGGGUUUAGUGAGCGGGGAGAAUCUGUGGCAGAGAGAAGUUCAGACUCAGAGGCAGAAGCUGAAGCAGUAGAGGAGGGAGGCCAAGAAAUGGAGAUGGGUCUAUCUGGUGAAGAGGCAGGGGUGUCCUCCCCUCCUGCUGCAACAAGCUCCUCUCUCCCUCAGUCUCUCAGACCCAGGAGAAGCAUGAAGAGGGGGGAGGAGAAGUUAGCUUCAGCAGGCACAGUCUCAGAUUGCUGGGGGGAAACCCUGGAGAGGAGGGGAUUUGGGCAGCUGUGGGGAGUCUCAGCAACUGCUUCAUGGGGGCAAGACCUGCCAGAGAGGAGUUGCUGCGCUCAUUGGGCCUGAUACUCCUGUUUUUGCUCAUGAAGAGUUAACUCCAACUUGCUCAGUGUGAUUUACUGCUGGCUGGCUCCUGUCUUGACGAUGGGAGUUGUGGUCCAACAACAUCAGCAAGGUACUAUGUAGCCGCCUCCUGGUGUAUACUAUUGGCCUCACAUUUUCUCCUACUGUCCUUUUAAGAGCUCACUGGAAACCCAGAUCUCUUUCUGCUUGCUUUUCUUUUUCUUUUUCCUUCGAGGGGUACCUGCUGUCAUUGUGUCUGUUUGGGCCAGCGUCAGAGCAUCCCUGGCUGAUACACAGUAUGUACUUUCUGCUUCUCUUAAAACACUAUUCAGGGAUAUUGGGCAGGAUGUGUUAGUGAGGAGAGGGUAAAUUAAUUGCUUUAGCCACUACCGUAUAGGAACAGAUUUUUAGAUCUAAUUUGCUUUUUUGUAUCCCAAAUGUUAUGUGUGGACCUGAUAUAGAGAGCUGCUUUCCCCCCUGCAUUAAAGAAUAUAAUCUUCACAACCCCCCCCCCAAAAAAAACAACCCCACCCCUAUACCUAGUCCAUCUUUUAUACAGGUACUAGCAAAAUACGUGCUAUAGUUCAUAGAUGGCCGAGUUUUGCAACAACAAAACAAAUUGUAGUAACACAAACCUCAUGUCCAACUUAGGAAUGCCGUAGUCUAGUGUAUGUAAUUCAGGCCGGUGGUUUUACAGGAGUAAUGCCUGGAUCUGAACCUCUCUAGUUUGAAUCUUACUUCUGUCACGGGUUCAUUAGGUGCUAUUUGGUAAGCCACUCUCUUGGCCUCAAAUAUCAAAACUGACAUAUUGGGACAAGCAUACUUGGACCUCCCUUGCAGGGUUGGUGAUAACGAUCACAGUAUUUACCUGUUUAAAAUGUCCUGUAAAUGAUUUGAAUUUCUUAAGGCUGAAAGAAGCCAAAAUGUCCUGAAGCUCAGAAACUCAAAAGCUGACCGAUUCCUAUUCUCUUCAGUAGCAUAAGCUAUAGGGACGCGGGUGGCUCUGUGGGUUAAACCACAGAGCCUAGGACUUGCCGAUCAGAAGGUCGGCGGUUCGAAUCCCCGCGAUGGGGUGAGCUCCCGUUGCUUGGUCCCUGCUCCUGCCAACCUAGCAGUUCAAAAGCACGUCAAAGUGCAAGUAGAUCAAUAGGUACUGCUACUGCAGGAAGGUAAAUGGCGUUUCCGUGUGCUGCUCUGGUUCGCCAGAAGCGGCUUAGUCAUGCUGGCCACAUGACCCGGAAGCUGCUCCCUUGGCCAAUAAAGCGAGAUGAGCGCCACAACCGCAGAGUCUGCCACGACUGGACCUAAUGGUCAGGGGUCCCUUUACCUUUACCUAGCAUAAGCUAUGUGCUAUGCCAUGUUUUUAAUGCUGUGGACAACCCCGGGACCUUAGCGUGAAGGACAGGUAAUGAAAAAAUGAAUAAUAAUCACGCAAAAAGGACUUGAGGCUCAAAGGUGUCAGGCGAGAGACCCAAUAUGGAUAUACCCCUUUGGUGCUUAACUUCAGCCUCUCCUCAUCAGGUGCUGGGACCUCAGCGCUGGAAACAUGAAAUGGAUCUACCAAGUUCCUAUCUUGGCAGCAGUUGUGGUAAGAUAAGAAGGGCACAAAGAGAGUACGAGACCACCAGCUUGCUGAAGCUAAGCAGGCCUGUGGGACUGAUCAGCAGCUGGAUGGGCGACCACCUGGGAACCACGUUUCCUGCCAUGGGCUCUGUGAUGGAAGGAUUUGGAAAAUGAAUUUUAAAAAUGCAAAUUAGGGUGGGCUGGGAAGCAGGCAGUCAAGGUGUCCUUUGGGCCUGUUGCCGAACCACUUUGUAACUAAUGAAAAUCAGUUGAAAAUAAAAAAAAUGAAAAUGUCUUCUUCCAUAUAAAUCCUGCACUUGAGUUUUAAGAUCAGCCCACGUGGUCUUGCAAAGGGUAGCAUCUUUUGUGGAUGGUAGUUUAGCACCCAUUAGAUGCAGAGUAUUUGUAGCUGCUGCCUUUGUGUUAUGGAAUGCCUGCCCCCAGAAACAUCACUUCGUCCCUCCUCUUUUCAAAGGCGGGGGACGAUGACCCCAUUCUUAUUAUACUGGCAUUCUGCAAAUUGUGCCCUCAAUAGCACAGGCAGUGGUUCAGAAGCUGCAGAUGCGUUUGAGUUGGUUUUGUUUGGUUUGUUUAUUACUGAUUGUAUUGGUUGUUAUUUGGUUUUUUAAUGAUUGCUGAUCAUCGCCACGUGAUUUUUUUGAGUUGUGUUCAAUUAACUUUUAUCCCGAGUUAGACCCAUUAGAAUUAAUGACCACGAGUCACUUAGGCCCAUUAAUUUCAACAGGUCUACUCUGAGUAAAAAUAGUUUGGCUACAACCCAUAUGGGCCAACAGCAGAAAUGCAUUCUCUAUAACACAGCAAAUAAAAGGGAAUUGAUGAAUGGCAUUUCACUGGCAUGGAAAAUGCCUGGCGCGACACGAAGUGUCUUUUUAUUGCUGGCAGGUGAACUUUUUCCUCUUCCUCAACAUUGUGAGAGUUCUUGCAUCGAAGUUGUGGGAGACAAAUACAGGGAAAUUAGAUCCCCGCCAACAGUACAGGUAUGUAGCUUGGAGCAGCUGAAACAGACCUCCCAGUGUUAGCACUACAAUGAAUAAAUACUCUCUUACUGAAAUAUGUCCCCCUUUAUUAAUGCUGUGUUAAUUUCUGAUUGCCUGGAAUACUGAAACUUCUUCCAUGCUGGAUUUCUGUCCUGCUAUGUUCUUCAUCUUCAUUUGACUUAAAGCUGGUUCUUGCUCUUUAUCAGAUCAUUUAUCUGUGUUAUUAUGGUGGUUUCCUCUUAUGUGGCAUCUUCUUCAAGCUUCUACCCUUUUAAGGUCUCCACCCAUUCUUGCCUCCCUUACUCCCCAUCACGGGCCCUUCAGCUCUCCUCUUGGACGAUCCAAAAAUGGAAUGACUGCACAAAAUCCCUUUCCUUCCAGGAAGUUACUAAAAUCCACCCUUGUUCUGAUGCCCCUCUUUGGUGUUCAUUACGUGGUGUUCAUGGCCAUUCCUUACACAGCUGUGUCCAGUGUCCUCUGGCAAAUACAGAUGCACUACGAGAUGCUCUUCAAUUCUUUACAGGUGGGUCUUCAUGGCGGGUGAAGCCUUUUGUGUUUGAUCCAUUCAGUCACAGCUAUUUCCAUCUAUGGUUGUCUCUUUUUUUCUAUCGACAGGGUUUCUUUGUGGCUUUCAUUUACUGUUUCUGCAAUGGCGAGGUAAGGAACAUUUCUUCCGAGAUGCACGAAUAUUUAGCUGCGAUCCUCUCUUCACUGGGUGUAUUCUGCACCUAGUGCACGGGGAGGGGUCAACCUCCUUCCCCAUGCCCGGUAUUUCUUCUGCCUGGAGAAUAUGGUUGUGAUUAUUUCGUUUCCAAAAUGGAAAAUAUUUCCCAACACCUAUGCCCUUUGAUAUGGUAUCCUCCUGAUCUUUUAUGUACAGGGGGCAUUGGAGUUACUCAAUGACUAAGAGCACUCUCUGAGUGGUCAGAUACACAGCAUGGGCCUUAAUGGAAUUAGGCACCUCCCCUUUCAUAGAACAGUUCGGGAAUGGGGGUAGCAUCCCACCCAUAUGCUCUUAGCUGGUGCAAAACUGAAACUUUUUCAUACUGGAGAAGAGAGGGAAAGAAAUUGGACUGUAGCAGGGAUGGGCAGUUAAUAAGCCAUUGUUCUGCUUUUACCAGCUGUCGAAGUACAGUGGGUGCUCGGGUUGUGAACGUGAUCCGUGCGGGAUGCACGUUCGCAACCCACAGCGGCACGUCUGUGCACGCGCAGGUUGCAAUUCGGCGCUUCUGCGCAUCCGCCGAAACCCAGAAGUAACCCGUUCCAGUACUUCUGGGUUUCGGUGGUCCGUAACCUGAAAAAACGCAACCUGAAGAGUCUGUAACUCAAGGUAUGACUGUACUGAGAAUGAGCAGGCGGGCGGUGGUCUUUUUCUAAGUUGCAUUCCCUUAACAGUCUGCCUCUACCGCCAGGUGCAAGCAGAAAUUAAAAAAGACCGUUUCCGGAGAAACCUGGUGCUGGACAUAAAGCAGAAGACCCGAGCUGCCAGCGCAGGUGGGAGCUACUCCUACGGCGGGCUUGUGUCCCAUGCCACCAACAGCGUCAGCUUGAGUAUGGCCAGCUGGGGGGUGACUUCUGCAGCAGUCGUUGCCAUGCCUCUUGGUGCCAAAAACUGGCUGAUCCACCUUGCCCCCACUGCUGCUGCCCCAGAGUACACCCCGGCUUCCUCCACCUUGGAUAAUUCUCCAAGUCAGGAGAUGAUGCAGAAGGUCCUUGAGGAGAACAUCGGUGCUACAGCCUUGGAGGGGAAGCACUCCUGCUUGAAAAAAGAGCUGGAGACCAUGCUAUGAAAGGGAACAGAGAAAAUGUAAUUUUCUAGGAUCAAAGUAACUAGGCGAGUGAACUGUCUAAGUUUCAAUCUUGAGCCAGGUACCACUAUAGCGAUUAGGAAGUCUUUAUUCUACUACUUACGUCAGUAUGGAAAAAGGGUUCCAAGUAUUUGCCAUUUCAGAUUGGUUUAAGCUUGGUUCUGGAUGCUGAAGGGUAAUGAGGGAGGUAGUGGUUAGGUGGAUUGAAUUGUUCUGGUUAGUUCGAUCUGCAAAGCACAUGACACGCCUUUUCAGAAAUUCCAAUCGUCCAAAAUAUAUCCAUCUCCCCACCUCACUUUCAGCCUCCUCAGCAGCAAUAAGCAAGCAAAGGAACCAUUCCUAUUCCCAUUUUCUGCUGUGUUGUGUUUCAUCUGUGUUAAAAUAAGGCUUUUGUUAGUUGAUUGCAACCCCAAUUUCAGUAAGUAGGCACUGAGUGUUAAGAGCAAAGGUGUUGUUGUUUUUUUAAGGCUAUUUUGAUGUAGUGCUAACAUGAGAAAUAAAAUAUUAAAGCUGGUGUUUCCUUCU
This is a messenger RNA of Podarcis lilfordi (Lilford's wall lizard), 24058 nucleotides long. NCBI's taxonomy places the organism in Eukaryota, Metazoa, Chordata, Lepidosauria, Squamata, Lacertidae. The record is from the annotation of a GenBank genome assembly.